Sporothrix brasiliensis 5110 is the source of this 909-nucleotide messenger RNA. RefSeq names its product dihydroceramidase. Gene Ontology annotation, cellular component: endoplasmic reticulum membrane. The record is from RefSeq and is a predicted model, not a curated record. Bases 1 to 909 code for a protein of 302 amino acids. The transcript has 4 exons. Gene Ontology annotation, biological process: ceramide biosynthetic process; ceramide catabolic process. NCBI's taxonomy places the organism in Eukaryota, Fungi, Ascomycota, Sordariomycetes, Ophiostomatales, Ophiostomataceae.
AUGGGUUCCUUUCUGCAGAUCCCGUACCGGGAAUCCCGUCAUGGCCUCUGGGGCGAACAGACGUCGACGCUCAACUGGUGUGAAGAGGACUACAACAUCACAUACUACUGCGCCGAGUUCGUCAACAGCAUAACCAACCUCAUGUUCAUAUGGCUGGGCAUCCGGGGCAUUCGCGACUGCAUGCGGUUCCGGCACCGGCCCGUCUUUGUCGUGGCCUGCAUCGGUUACAUUGUCGUCGGACUCGGCUCCAUAGCCUUCCACACGACAUUAAAGUACUCGAUGCAACUCGCCGACGAGCUGCCCAUGAUCUAUGCCACGUGCAUCAUUGGCCACGCCACGUUUUCCUACGGCAAAUCACCCACCGUCUCCAGACUGAUUGGCCUUGGCCUUUUCAGCCUGGGCCUGCUCAUCACCGUCGUCUACCACUUCACCAAGGAGCCCGUGUUCCACCAGGUCUCGUUUGCCUGCCUGACGAUUGCCGUCGUGUUCCGCAGCAUGUACGACAUGGAGAAGACGCUGCGCCCGGCCCUCAAGAUUCGGAGCCCUGAGCGCGAGAGCGGCCUCAUGCGGCAGAUGUGGAAGAUGUGCCUGUCGGGCAUUGCCCUGUUUCUGGUCGGCUUCUUCAUCUGGAACAUGGACAACAUCUUCUGUCUGUACCUGCGCUCGUGGCGUGACAUCUUGCUGCUGCCGUGGGCGGUCGUGCUCGAGGGUCAUGCGUGGUGGCAUAUUCUUACUGGACUCGCGUACUACUUCAUCAUGUGGCGUCUGUGGCUGCAUACGUGCCUGGACGGCAAGGAGGACGAAUUUGCGCUGCAGUGGAAGACGGCCCUGACUUCGAUCCCACGGGUUGUGCCUGUGUCCGACAUGGAACCGUCUGACGCCGCGUAUAAAGGACGCCGUCUCGAUUAA